Messenger RNA from Echinostoma caproni, 1239 nucleotides. NCBI's taxonomy places the organism in Eukaryota, Metazoa, Platyhelminthes, Trematoda, Plagiorchiida, Echinostomatidae. The record is from the annotation of a GenBank genome assembly.
AUGCAAACAUUGGACCCAUGUUGUGGAGUUUCUUUUCGACGUUGUAGUCUUUGCGGUCGUGUUGCAGUGCCUAUUCCAACACAGGUGCUUGUCCACGCUCCCGGGUAUAUGGACAUAUUUGUGGAUGAGAGUGUGAAAAAUUCACGCUAUGAGAAAAUAUGCUAUCUGGGCGAGGGUCAGUUCGCGAAUGUAUUCCUCGCGAGGGAUUUGAAUCGUGGCGGUCAUCUGGUAGCCAUCAAGAAGGUCAAAGCUGGACCCAGAUGGGUGUUAGCCGAUGGGAUGAAUCUGUCUGCUAUCCGUGAAAUCAAAGCUCUUAAAGAAUUGGAUCAUCCGAAUGUUUUGACCGUGAUGGACGUGUUCAGUCAGGAUCGCUGUAUUUGUCUCGUGUUCGAAUUUAUGGCAUCCGAUUUGGAAGCGCUUGUCCACGAUUUCACAGUUGUACUGACACCGCCUCACAUUAAAGCACUCAGUCUUCAGCUUCUCCGUGGUGUCGAGUAUUUGCACGCGAAUUGGUUGCUGCAUCGUGAUUUGAAACCAAACAAUUUGUUUCUCAGUCCGCAAGGCAAAGUGAAAAUCGGGGAUUUCGGUUUGACCAGACAGUUUGGCACGUCUCCAUCUCGACCAAUGACACAUCAGGUAGCCACUCGAUGGUAUCGGGCACCGGAACUGUUCUACGGUUGCACCCAGUACGGAGUUGGUAUAGACAUGUGGGCUGUCGGAUGUAUUAUUGCCGAGUUUCUACUACGUGCUCCAUUGUUUCCCGGAGACUGUGAUCUGACCCAGUUGGCGAAAAUAUUCGAUAUAACUGGAACGCCGGAAGAUGACACUUGGCCAGACGUACGUCGUCUGAUCAAUUACGUGAACUUUGAACCCAAACCCGGUAUACCUUUCUCAAAGAUAUUCACUGCAGCCGGCUCCGAUCUCAUCGAUCUACUUGAGACCUUGUUAAGCUUGGAUCCGGAUCUGCGCGGCACCGCCCAACGAUCANACGAUCAGCUACCUCAACCGAAAGUGAAUCGUACCGUUGCCGGCUUGUUGCAUCAACACGAUCAUCAGCGGGAUCUGAUGAAUCCACUUGAUCCGGGAUUGGCCCGACCGGUGACCGCAAUGAAUUCAGCAUCGUUGGACGACACCACCAGUACACCUAUCUCUGCUACUCGUGCUUCGAGACACAAACAAAAUCCCACCGAUUCGAACUUAAAAUCUGAACCGACGGUUGCCAAGCGCUUGCGAUUCUAA